Pseudophryne corroboree (corroboree frog) is the source of this 1894-nucleotide messenger RNA. It is a transcript of the gene TANGO2, whose product is annotated as transport and golgi organization 2 homolog. Gene Ontology annotation, cellular component: Golgi apparatus. Lineage: Eukaryota; Metazoa; Chordata; Amphibia; Anura; Myobatrachidae. The transcript has 10 exons. The record is from RefSeq and is a predicted model, not a curated record. The coding region runs from base 408 to 1238 and encodes 276 amino acids. Gene Ontology annotation, biological process: Golgi organization; protein secretion.
CAGCUCAGCUCCUCCCCAAUUGCUUGCUGUGCUGGAGGUUGCAGAGAGCAGAGCCCCAAUUGGUAUCCUGCAGAUCUGGCCGGCGAUUUGCUGUGGCCGAAGCAGGUGGGCGGCUCUGCAGGCAGCAGGGAAGUGCUUUGUAGCUGCUCGAUCGCCUCUUGUCUUCCGGGACGGCAUUGCCCAAUGUACCGGAUAGAAGUAGGAUUGUGUCAACAGUCUGGUGUCGAGUUGGAUCCCUGGAGUAUUGGACAGGUGUGUACCCAGGUUUAGCUUCACGAACAGCUGUUUAUGGUUGGGUAAGAGUCGUUGCAGCACUUGUUGGUGGCGGUAAGGAUUCUUCCAUGAAAUAGCGAGUUCUGUAUGCGGUGACACCUGAAAUCUUUUCUGCGUCCUUCUAGAAACUCCUCAUGUGUAUCAUUUUUUUCAAAUUUGAUCCCCGGCCGGUCUCUAAAAACGCUUAUAGGCUCAUUCUAGCAGCCAAUCGUGAUGAGUUCUAUCACCGACCUUCCAAACCAGCUGAUUUCUGGGAAAGUAAUAAUGACAUCCUUAGUGGUUUGGACUUGGAAGCAGGGAAAGAAGGAGGAACUUGGUUGGGUAUCACUAAAAGAGGAAAGUUUGCAGCUCUUACAAACUAUUUGCAACCAAAAAUAGAUGUGCAUGCUAAAGGUAGAGGCUCCCUGGUAUCCAACUUCUUGACUUCUGAUCUUGACAGCUUUUCAUACCUAAAGAAGAUAUCUGCUGAGGGACAUCGUUACAAUGCCUUUAACUUGGUUGCAGCAGAUUUUAACAACACAAAGGGAGAUGCAAUUUACUACUAUGGAUCCAAAGGAGAACGAGAACCAGUCCAAUUAACAGCAGGACUGUACGGCCUAAGCUGCAGCCUGCUGGAUACUCCUUGGAAGAAACUCCAACAUGGGAAGAAUCUUUUUGCCGACAUCAUCAAAAGGAGCCAGGACAUUGCCAGGGAUGACUUUGUGCAGGAGCUCAUUAAAGUGAUGAAUAAUGAAGAGCCGCAGUUACCGGAUCCAGCUAUAGAAGAGCAAGGAAAGGACUUUGUCCGGCCAAUCCUAACCAGCUAUUCAGCUGUGUGUGUACGGUGCCCGGGCUAUGGGACAAGGACUAACACCAUAGUUCUGAUUGAUGGGGAAGGACACGUGACCUUCACAGAACGUACAAUGCUAAACUGUGACAUCACUCAGUGGAAAACUAGUACUUAUCAGUUUAAGCUGCAACAGUAACACAUCUUCAUUACAACAAGUCUAUGUACCAAGGAUAAAUAUACAUAUCAAACUCAUUGAACUUCUGGUGCCUAAGAAUGAUGAUAAAGUAGAUUAAAUUAUUAAAAUUUUUUAUCUUCUUAACCAGCACAAACCCAUAGAACCAAAAGAGUCCAGCAAUGGAAUUGAAAGCACAGGCUCUAAUGUGUGUAAUGUUACCAUUUGUGUAUACAGAUAUUUUUUUAUGUGUUUUUAUCUGCUUUGCGUUGCAAGCACAUCGAUCUACCAAAUGCUUAGGAACCUGAAAACCUCAGAUGGUUUGCAAGCACAUCAGAAUAUGUCAUAUGAGGCCGAAAAUGAAAGAUGGGAGUUUCUCAUCUCUACCCUUCGGGUUAUGUCUUUUGUUCAUUAGUAGAUUAUGUGGCUAAUAUUGUAAGCAAAUAAUUGCAUUGGUUUGCAGUGAGAUGCCAUUCCAUUAAGGUCUUUUCCAUUAGUCUUGUUUACUUUCUUGUCUAAUCUUAAAAUAAAUGAUCAUUUAACGAGUGAUCCUAGGAGGCAGGUUGCUAUGAAGAAAAACGUUUUAUCAUGACCGCAUGAUUAUCAGAUUACUAGCUAUCCAGUUGGCCAUAAAUCAUACUUUAAUUAUUAAAAAUUGUAUUUCUCUUUUCUUCACAGAA